Molecule: messenger RNA, 6388 nt
Organism: Schistosoma bovis
Lineage: Eukaryota; Metazoa; Platyhelminthes; Trematoda; Strigeidida; Schistosomatidae
Source: the annotation of a GenBank genome assembly
AACCUAAAAAAGGCGCAAUAAAUGAGGUAGUAGUUUCUUAUCCGGUAGGCCGUUAAUGUGAUUCCUAUCGUUGCGUUUAGUGGUGUUAGACAUUUUGAACAUUUGUGGGUGGAUCUUAAUGCUCUAACUGCAUACAAGGUUUUCUGUGCUCAAAUUGUUUUACCAAUCUCAGUAUUCAUGUGCUGAUGCCCUUAAUCCAAGCUACUUUAUCGUUUGUUGUGGAACUACGAGAUUUUCAUAAUAUUGAUCUGUACCAUCGUGGCUAUUACCAAGUUCGUACUCACUUAAAAACAGGUGUGCAAACCACAGGGACUACUGGAUCUAACAAUGGUAAAUCACUUGCCUUUGUUGAACCGCCAUCCCGUUGGGAACGAGCUAGUACACGACUCAAAGUGCCAGAAGCUGUAAAAGCCAGUUAUAUCGAGCCGAGUGUUUCUGUUCCAGCUUACACACCAGACAAAGCAUGUAGCAAAACAUUGUUGAUCAUGUAUCGAGAUGAAUCGGCAAGGUUAUGUGAUGUGUUUGAACAGAGGGUAUUGGUUCAAGUUGAUCCGAUCAAUUUAGAGGAGUCUUUAGUAAAAAACGAUCUUUUCCUAUACGUUGAGCUAUGGUUUGUCGAAGACCCGCUUGACAGACCCUUUGCUCCUGAAUUUCUGACUAAGGUAUGUGAGCGUCAACUACGUAUUCAUUUAACACCAUCUCGUGGACUUCACUAUCAUUUCACCGUAUUCUUCGAUUAUUUUCAUUUAUGUGCUAUUGAAUUGGCACUUUAUGGAGCAUUAACAAACAUCACUUCAAGUAUUAUUAGUUGGCCAAAAUUUUCACCACAUAGUACACCAUUACAAACAAACAACCAAAUAAUUAGUUUAGCUCAACAAACAUGGCAUGGUAUCAUUUGCAGUAUCAAACAGCCCAACAGACGUCAUUUUGCACUUGCUAUUCAUCGACAUCUCUGUCAAAUAUUAUUAGCGGCAAGAGAAUCCAUGUUAUUAUUUUGGCGUGAAAGUCUUCCGUAUUUACCUUCGAAUAUGAGACCACGUAUUGAACCUGUUGACUUUCAAAGUAAAUUGGAUUCACUUGUACAAAUAGCUCAAAGCCUAGAAACAGAUGAUGAUUUAGCGAAUCAAAUUUCAUUUGAUAUUGCUCGUCUCUCGUCUCAAAAUACUGUUCUAUUUAAACAACUAUGUAAAUCUGUCACCUUACAAUCCAAGUUGGCUGCUUUUUUACGUCGAAGGUUUCAUCAAAUUCGUAUGAAACGAUUGGCUGAGGCAUUUUUCUGUCAAGAGUUAUCACUUGUCAAUUUACUAGCUAUUUAUGACUCAAGUGUUGUAGGACAUGAAUCACUUGCUAAUGAUGUUCGCCAAUCAGUUUAUUUCCAAAAACUUCCAACUUUACCAGUUACCUGUCGUGAGUUAGACGGUGAUGUUACUAAUCUACCGAUUAUCUUCGAAGACAUCUUUUUACCACAUAAUAAUAAUAACAAUAAUAAUAAUAAGACAAAAUCAUUGAAUUUAUCUCAACCAAUUAAUGGUAAUAAUAAUAAUGCAAUAUAUACAACCAAUCCACCAAAAACAAAAUAUACUUCAAUGGAGUUAUUGUCAACUCAUAAAUCCCCAUCUACCAUUGAUGAUGAUGCAUUUACACCAAUAAAAACUCGUUCAGAUGAUAAUGAGUCCGGUAUUUAUAUGGAAGAAGAUGUAGUGGGAGUAGGAGUAUUAUCAAAGACUGCAACUAGAAAUAAGUCAACUGAUUUAUCUAGAUGUGACACAAUACCAGUUAAUAAAAAAGAAUCUACACCUAUAUCAAACUAUAUAUAUCCAUCAAGUGUACCCAAUCCUCUUUCAAACUAUCAAGUUCAAAAUUUUUCUCAUUCAAGUCCUAAUCUCUUAUCAUCAUCACCAUCAUUACAACAAAUUCAUGUAAAAACUAGACCAAUUUUUAAACCAUUUCUUACUACAGCUAACAAUAUGACAACCCCACAAUCUAAACGCAAAUUUCACUUACCUAGUAACCAUAGUCGGAAAUUUCAUUAUUUUGACAAGUCACGUGAAUCUAAUGUUCUAUCACAUUUAAAUAGUAAUAACUCAAAAGUUAAAUUAGUUGGUUACCGUUCUAUUCAACCAGCAGAGAACGACGAUAUAAGGAAUCAAUAUUCUGGCUUAUCUGAUAAUCGACAUAGAUUGACUGAAUCCUCUUUCAAUAUUUAUUCCGAUAUAAAUCAUUGUUCAUAUUCUUCUACUGGCCUACGUCCUAUCGGUGGUCUGGCUAUUCGAGACAUGCGUUCUCGUUCCCUUUACAAUUUAUCACUGAAAUCACCUCAAGUAAAAUGUACUAAUUUAGAAACGAUCAAUAUAAAUAAUAAUUCAUCAAAAUCCACAUCUUUAUCUAUGUUGAAUAUUUCAAGUGAACUGAACGAUACACUAUUGUUUCAAUGUUCACCAAAAAAUAAAGACAGCAAAAUUUUGAAUUCAAAUUCAUUAACGUCACCAAAUUACAUCAAUUCAAAGUUUUCCAAUCAUAAUAAAUCUCAUGAAGUUAUUGCAUUAGGUACUUUAAAAAUACCUCCAAUAAAACCACCCGGUGGAUGUGUACCAUCUGAACACAUAUCUAAAGAAACAGAUUCCCUAUUGCCGUGUAAUCAUCUCUACAAAACUAAUAUUGGCAGCAGUUCUAUUUCCCUACCGAAUAUUCCACUUUCAUGUAUGAUUCCAAGAGUAGUUUCAGAAGGAUGUCUUACAAAUAUUUCAUCAGUAGAUCAAUUUUCCUGGAGUAAAUCUCGAAGGCGAGUAAAAGUUCGAAAUCUCAAAAGAAAUCAUAUGUUUGCUGCUAGAAAAUUGCACUGUAAUCAAUUAAAAACUUAUACUGCAGAUUUAGCCUAUUUAAGCAGUUGUUCAGAUUUACACCUUAGUAUUUUAGAAAAUGAAUUUAAAACAAUAAAUUAUCACCCAUUGUCAAUAAAUGAUUCUUUUACAAUGAUUUCAAAUGCAUCUAUUCCUUAUUCUUCGUUUGAAUCAAAAAAACGUCUAACUAAAUCAAGUACCAUUUUAUCAACUAAGGAUGAAUUCAUUUUGGAUGUACCAUCUUCAUUGACACCAUCAUUUUCUAAUAUUGAUUUAGUGGAUGGUAUGCAACAACAGAGUAUGAACGGUUAUAGUUUUCUAUCGCAUUGUUGGCCUAAUCAACGGAAUACUACUGGUUGUCGUAAUCACUAUAGGCAACAAGCAAAUAGUUUAAAAACGUCUAAAGAUCAUUUAGUGAAUGUAACUUAUACCGAUAGUAAUGAUAAGAAGCGGUCCACUAUCACUACUCACAAUAAUAAUAACAGUAAUAAUAAUUAUAAUAAUAGUGGUAAAUAUCAACGACCGAAAUCGCUAACUAUUGGGAGCAAUCAAGCGAAUAGAUUAAAUCAACAAAUUAUUACUGAAUUACGUGACUUUUCCACAUCUUGUCAGUAUGAUCAAGAAAGAAAAGUAAAUCAUCUGAAUGGCCCUUUUGCUACAACUGAAGCAACUAUUGACAACUGUAAUAAUAAACAACGUUUAUCUAGUAAUUCCGAUUCUUCGCAUUCAUCAUUACAUUGUAAUAAAUGUUUACCAUUAUUACCUACAGAAUUAUUAUCAUCGGAACAUGAUAACCGAUUGAAAGAAUGCGGUUAUCAGGUUUCCAAUUUAUUAAGUAGUGAUGAAGAAUUAUCAAAUAAAAAUUCACCGAAACUUAGUGUUCUAGAAAUGUUGAACACCAUCGAUUUAGACAGUUGUGGUGAAAUACUUCCGAAAAAAGCUACAACUAUUAACUAUGCUACUUCUAAGAGUUGCGAACUUUCAACACAUUCACUUACUAAUCAAAAACGAAUUAAAAAAACAAAUUCUUUAACUUUUACAUCUUCGUUAUCAUCCAAAGAACAAAAUGAUAAUUAUCGAAAUACAUUAAAUGGUAUCCAUUUAGAUAUUAAAAAAUCUCACUCACUUGUUGAUAUAUUAUCACCUGGUGUAAUGGAAUUUUUACGUUUUAAAGAACUUGUUAAACGACAAAUUGCACCACAUUUUCAAGGUUAUGUUUAUAGUGAUUUUGUUAAACUCGCUGCACCAUAUCCAUAUUUUUCAGAAGCACCUGUAUUCAGUGCUGAUGUACAUCUUAUAAUUUGUGUUCAUGGUCUAGACGGUAACUCAUGUGAUUUGCGUCUUGUACGCGUUUAUCUUCAACUAGCUUUACCAGAUUGUAACUUACAUUUCCUUAUGUCAGAGUGUAAUCAAGACGAUACAUUCGGUGGUUUCGAUAUGAUGAGUGAGAGAUUAGUUAAUGAAAUUGUAAAUUAUAUCGAUGAAAUGGAUGAAAAACCAAAACGAAUUAGUUUUAUUGGACAUAGUAUGGGUUGUAUUAUAAUACGUGCAGCAUUGUUGAAUUCACGAAUGGAACCAUAUUUAUCUAAAUUGCACACAUUUCUGUCUUUAAGUGGUCCGCAUUUAGGCACAGUAUACAAUUCAUCUGGUCUCAUUAAUAUGGGCAUAUGGGUUAUGCAAAAAAUUAAAAAAUCUGAAAGUCUUUCACAAUUAAGACUGCGAGAUGAUCCAGAUUUACGUAAUACGUAUUUAUAUCGUUUAAGUACUAAUCCUGGCUUGGACCUAUUUCGUUAUGUUCUGUUGGUUGGAAGUCCACAAGAUCGUUAUGUACCGUAUCAUUCAACACGAAUUGAAUUGUGUAAAGCUGCAAUUAAAGAUUCUUCUACUCUUGGAAUUAUUUAUAUGGAAAUGGUUACAAAUUUGUUACAACGUUUUAUUCAAUCAACCCGUACCACUGUAGUACGUUAUGAUGUACAUUAUAAUCUAACAAAUUCAGCAAAUACACUAAUUGGUCGUGCUGCUCAUAUCGCUGUGUUAGAUUCUGAAAUAUUUUUAGAGAAAUUUAUUUGUGUUUCGGGUGCUAAAUAUUUCCGGUGAUUAUAAUUAAGUGUACUUGAAAAUGAUAUGAUUUGCCGCUUGCUAUGUUGUUAUUAUUAUUGUCUACAUUGAAGAAGAAUGAUAAUAGUAUGCAAUUCAACUUGAUUACUGUUUACAAAGUUAUAUAUACAUGUGUCCGGUUAUACUCUGUUGUUUGGUAAUUAAAUGCAAUAUCUGUUCAAACUACUCGAUUAAAAAAAAGAACUCUUAAUUAACAAGAAGAUACGUGGAGGGAAUACGCAAAAGUCUAUCGCAUUUACAUGUUUUUUUUACAGUAGAUUCUAUGUAUAUAUUUGUGUGUUGUAAACUUGUACUCACUAAUAAAUUACAUCCGAACAAGCAUAUCAACUAGUGACAUUGGGUUUUCUUCAAUUUACUCAUUAUUUACUUAUUUCACUCCUCUCCUACUUUUUAUUGUUUUUUGAUAAUAGAAUUCCACAAUUUCUGUAGUUUACUCAGCGUACUUAUUCUAUUUUGUUUUGUUCCAACGCAUAGGAGGAUUAAUAAUAUGUUUGUUUUCUAAAUACUACUGAAAUAUAUAUUGCUUGUAAAGCGAUAUCAAUAAUAGAAGCAAUAGUAUUGAGAGAAACAGUGAACUAUACGUUCUUCUUUGUCGUACAGUCUUUUUCUUUGUAUUGAUGAUUACGUAUAGUUUUUUUAAUAAUCAUAUGCAAUAUUCCAAGUCUUUUAUUUGCUUUCCUCUACACAAUCAUACAUAUUAAUAAAUAAUUCAGGAUAUAGGAACCUUCAUUUGCUGUAUUGUGUGUGCAAGUACAACAACGCAUACUCAUUGUGAUCAGUUAUUUUUUCUCAACUUUGUUAUUUUGUGUUUUUUCCCUGCAUAUUUUGUUCAUUGUUUGUACUUCUUUUGUUUUCAUACUGACAAUCGCGUGUUGUUUUGUUUCUUUACAUCUUUUUCGACUGCCAUGUUUUACAUCUUUAUGAUUAAUAACACACGAUGAGGUAACAAUGACGAACAAUAUGUGUUUGUUCUUAAAACGUUCUAGAAAGCAAAAUCAAAAAUACAGUGGUAUGAUAACCAACAAUGUCACCGUUAAUUCAUGAUAUAUUCAUCAAUAUUGUAUCAUGUACUGAUUUGUUUAUUCCUUUUUUUAAUUUUUUAUUGCUAUCAUUAUUGUCGGAAAGAAUGAUGCGACUUUGUUGUAUUAUUUUUCUGCUCCCUGAAUGCUAAUCUGAUUAUUGCAUUUCUAUAGGUCUACUUUGCAGCAACAACAACACUGCCUUCUCUCAUCUCUGCAUAGUCUAGACUUUUAACUACACUCACAAUGUGACAACACUUUUUUCAAUUGGUACAAAACUUGUAUUGUUAUUUAAAAAUCAAACAUGAAAUAUCGUUAACACUACAGUUAUUAUUCUCUUAGCUACUUUUAUUACUAAGUGUUUUAAACAAAUAUUCAAAUUACUACUUGAAUAAAUCCUCAAUGUUUUUC